Molecule: messenger RNA, 4423 nt
Organism: Ornithodoros turicata
Lineage: Eukaryota; Metazoa; Arthropoda; Arachnida; Ixodida; Argasidae
Exons: 18
Coding region: 80-4330 (1416 amino acids)
Molecular function (GO): carboxypeptidase activity
Source: RefSeq, a predicted model, not a curated record
UCUCCAUGGGGCUCAAGAAGAAGAUGAAGAAAGAUCGCGUGUUUCGUAUUCAGCGGCUGCGAACACAGUGAGAAGCACUAUGUACGCGGCCAAUGAUUCUAUGUUGCCGGAGAAGACUGACGGAAUGGACACAGCAUUUAAGCGACGUCGGCUAUCUCAAGAAACGGGCCACAACUUAACGAGCUAUGUCUUAAACACCUGGACAUACAAGGAGAGCCCAGAUGAAGUCGACACCCGUGGACAAGCUUCUAUCAGCGCGACACCGAUGACUUUGCUAGCGGAGACCCAUCGCGUACGCUUGGAGGACAUCAGCCCCAUUAGAAGAUCUCGUAGCACUGAACACGCGUCGCUGAACAUUACAGAACGGAGACGUUCAUUAUCGUUAAAUCGUGUGCGGUCCCUGGAGGAUUUGCCCAAGUGCAUUCAAAUGGUAAAGCGCUUCCAGAAGCUCGCAGAUGUCAGCAUAAAUAGGCCUCACAAGAGGGAGGUCAUGAGCAGCGAACGCACGGACGAACGACGGACGUGUGUCCGGUCCCCGAUGACAAUAGUGUCUCCUACUGAGCCACCCAGUACUCGCCCCGGAUGGAGCUCUGUGGAGUGCACUGCACGAGAUGGAUCUGGACUCGUACUUAGAGGUCAACAGUGCACAUGGAACUCGGAUAUCGCAGAAAGGCCUCUUUCUUCAGAUUAUCCGAGAGAACCGUCUUCCUUGCAAGAAAGACAACCGCAGAAAGUAAAAUGCGCUCAUGAUAAAAUUUCGAGCCCAUCAGUUACUUUAGAAUUUGCAAAUAUCCCACAGACUACACCACUGCUGACCGGGACGGCAUCCCAGGAAACAGUUUUAAGCGUAUUCUCUACAGCCCCAGCGCCGCCCCCUUAUAUGGACGACAUAUUCUUCCAAAAUGGACCACGUAGCAAACGGAAGUUCGCUUUUCUGGAGCCGCUGGUUAAACAUUUCCGAACAGGCCCAGCAGAACUGCAGAGCAUCCCAGAGGCACCUAGCGCUACCUCCAACAUUGAGCAAACGGUUCUUCCGGGUAGAUAUGCAACGGAGGUCAGGCAAACACGUGUUCUGCCGAUGAAUAGAAGGUUGCGACAUCCGGGCUACCCGUAUUUCUACAGGAGCGACAGGCCCAUGACGUAUACCAUCCCAUCGUACUCAGACAGGCCUCUAUUCGAAGGAAUAAAUCGUCAGUAUGAACCAGUGCAAACGUCGAGGUAUUAUAAUUACGGAAUUCCAAUGACCGAUAUUAGUGCACAAACACAACAGGCGGGUACAUACUUGGCGUACCCUGGAGGGCUGCAGAGAGAAAUAGCACAACCAGUGCGGGAAAAUACUGUUGGCGGCUUACCCAUAGGAAUGAGACCAAGAUUUAUUUAUUUACCUCAACAGGGUUAUUUACCCUUACAAGAGAGGGCACCAGAAGAAACGUCCCUUUUUUAUGGGCCAGAGACGUCGGUCACUGGAUCAAGUGCUCCUCUAAUGCUUGGUGCACCACCUCAACGGAUGGCUUUUCCAGAAGCACGAACACAUCGAGGAUCACAGCAACCGCCAUUUUUACCCUGGGCGCCAGUGCCGGCGAUGCCAUCGCAAGAGCGGAAAGGUUUCAGGCAAAUGCCGUUAUCUCAAUUACAAGAGGAGCCGACGAAGUUUCGAAAACCAGCACCACCGAUUAUUAUGCUCGAAACACCAGAGGGAUAUUCAGAGGUAGCAGAUGUCGUCCCAGCGGUAGGAAGUAUAACGCCCUAUACCCCUUCGGACCUGUCGGGCGCACCAUCGCCAGUCGUCCCUCUCCAACAAACGAUUAUGCCCCCUGUGACAACGAGUAACGCUGCAACAGCUAUGCCCAGUAUAUCGUUACUUAAACGCACACCACAACAGGAAAUAUAUCAGGCAGGAGCACAAGUACCACGUGUCCCGUCUGCGGGUACAGUGACGAAUGGUACACAAAGGGAUGCAGCGGCUAAAUCUGCGGCUGCUACAGUGGAAGGUACACCAUAUGAAGGCGUUCGAUCUGCAUCGUGGGAGUCAGUUCUGGCUACGCAGUUUGAAGGGAAGGCUAGAGGGGCCACACCAUCGUACCACGUGGAAACGCCGCAAAUUUUGGGCUUCACCGGCUCACAGAUUCACAUGCUGCAAGCCUACCGGAAGAGUCGUCGCGAUCUCAUGAACUGGGUUGUGUGCGGAGUGGUGGCCUUGUCCAUGGUCCUUAUCUUCAUGGUGCUCCUCUGUGCGUGGGCGUACAGCAAGCCAAGGUUCACGGAGGAGUCUCUCUCCAACAUGGUCGUCUUUAAUGAACUCACCCGGCAGCGGUAUCGAGCACGGGACCCAGUCGAAAAGUUCCUAUUGAAGCAAGUGUCUGCAAACGUUCUCAGAUUAUACCUCAAAGAGAUCACCAAAAUGGUUCACGUUGCUGGAACUGAACGCCAAAGAAGCAUUGCCGAGUAUGUGAAAAGUGUUUGGACAUCUUACGGUCUCUACACUAGCAUGGAAAAAUAUUCCGUGAUGCUGUCUCUGCCCGACGACCAGCUCGAGAAUCAGUUCGAUGUGAUCGACGGAAAUGGUCAGACUUUCCUGAAAUCGAAGGGGAACGUCUCGGGUGUAUUCAAUGCUUACUCACCAGGUGGAGACGUUAAGGCUAAUCUGCUCUAUUGCAAUCGAUGUAUGCCUGAUGAUUUCGUGGAUCUUGACAGAAUGGGGGCGAGUGCGAGCGGGAAGAUUUGCCUCUGCAGAUACUCUUCUAACAUGACAGUGGGCGACGCCGCGAAGGCAGUCGAUGACGCUGGUGUGGCUGCGACUCUUUUUUUCAUGGAUCCCAAAGACGUGGCUCCGAACCCGGACCAGGGGACGUAUCCUAAUUCUUGGUGGAUGCCCCGUGAGAGUGUGCGCCAAGCCAAUAUGCGCUAUCUCUACGACAUCGGAGAUCCUACGACAAACGGUUACGCAUCGAGAGAUGACUACCAAAUGCUGUACAGAGGAGACGUGCGUGACGUCCGUCUUCCACAAGCAUUAUCGCAGCCCAUAGGGUAUGGUGAUGCAGAAGAUAUAAUGAAGAGGCUUGGCGGACGUCCGUGCCCCAAUGGGUGGGCGCCUGAACUGGAAGGGAGCUGUUUCAUCGGAGACGGCAGCAGCAUCAGUGCCCAUCUGCAACUGCAUAACAGGCUUGCGAGGACCACUAUCCACAAUGUGCUUGCCUACAUAACUGGCGUUGUAGAGCCGGAUCGGUACGUUGUGUUGGGCGUUCCCCUGGAUUCGUGGAGCCACGGAGCGGUCACGCCGGGAACGGGUCUAGCGCAGGCACUGGAAGUUUCUAGGAUCUUGCAGAAACUGAGAAAGAAGAAGCGGUGGCUCCCUGCGAGAACCAUCGUGUUCGUUGGAUGGGACGCCCAUCAUUUCGGUGACAUAGGUGCUACAGAGUUUGUUGAGGCACAUCGCCAAAAGCUGAUGUUGCAAACGGUGCUCUAUCUCAACUCUGAAAUCUGCACAUCUGGCAAGAAGUUCCUGGUCACAGCUUCGCCAUCUGUUGCUAGCUCGCUGGAACAAAUGUUUCGUAGGGUUGUGUCAUCGGAUAAAGGGAUGCAGCGAGAUCGUGAAGGUGAAGAAUUUCGCUUACAACUGACAACUUCCGAGGUGGAGCAACUACGAGCUUCAGGAAGCCAUCUGCCGUUUGUGAGAUACGCGGGUGUGCCGUCCGUGGACGUCCUCUUUGGGAACCACAGCAAAGAUGGAUACUAUCCAGCCCUAGGCACAGCGCAGGACACGUAUGACCUGGUAGCGAAAUUCAUCGACAAGAAAUUCGAAGUGCAGCGCAUCUGUGCCCAGGUAAUAGCCAUCACACUUCGCCGUUGGGCGGACUCUCUGUUGCUGCCGUACGACUUGCGACGUCUGAAAUGGGAAAUGUUCCGGGCAUUUCGAAGAGUCCGGGACCAGUAUUCCGAAAAUCUAACAAACUGGCAGGUAGACCUAGAACCUGUUCGUGGUGCUUUGAUGCGUCUUGACGACAAGAUCUCAGAGUUUUUAAAUUUCAGAUCCAGGGCGAACCUGAAAAAUCCAUUCAGAAUACGUCGUCUAAACGACAUGCUUCUGGAGCUGGAACGCACAUUCUUGCUAGGUGUUUCUGGAGCCCCAGGAGUAGGCCAAAACGUCAUAUAUGGACCAUCGCAAACGUCGCCACUAAGGAUGGUUUUCUUCCCCGAGCUCCGUAACCUGCUGGGAGUCACGCCAUCAGACAUUGUCAAGCACAUUGAAGAUUUGAAGACGCAGGUCUCCUAUAUUUUGCAGUCUUUGCACCAGGCAGCCGACGUCAUCAACAUCGAGGAAAUCAUAUGACGGUUGAUAGUGCAAAUUUAGAUAACGUAACGCUACGGCCAUUAGGCCACUGAUUAAAAUGCAUAUUGGGCUAUUAAAUUACGUUGACCACAA